This is a messenger RNA of Pygocentrus nattereri (red-bellied piranha), 7639 nucleotides long. RefSeq names its product ephrin type-B receptor 4a. Bases 795 to 3764 code for a protein of 989 amino acids. The record is from RefSeq and is a predicted model, not a curated record. Gene Ontology annotation, molecular function: transmembrane-ephrin receptor activity; ATP binding; protein binding. The transcript is spliced from 17 exons. Gene Ontology annotation, biological process: cell surface receptor protein tyrosine kinase signaling pathway; axon guidance; central nervous system projection neuron axonogenesis. Lineage: Eukaryota; Metazoa; Chordata; Actinopteri; Characiformes; Serrasalmidae. Gene Ontology annotation, cellular component: plasma membrane; neuron projection.
GAUCGGAGAGGGUCGGGCUGAGGAGCGACUCGUCUACAGAUUUCCUUCCUCUCCGCUCCGCAUUCCUGUGUUCCGAGCACGAUUCCCCCAAUUCCGAGCCAGCAGCGCCACAUCUGCGCCUCCGUCACUGCAAGCGCGCAGCUGGAGGGGCUCAGCGCGACCACCCUGCUCCGCUUCUGAGGGGUAUUUUUGGGGCAUUUCUUCUGGAAGCCAUACAAAGGGAGCCCGGCUGGAUUCUCUGAGCAUAAAGGACGUGGAUGCGUCGCACGGUGUGCUGCGUCCAGACCUGUCUGACCAGGUGGAGACGUCCAGGACACGGAGCGGAGGAGGAGAAGCAGGGUGUGAAGCUCUUGCUCUGGAGGAAACGCUGUGGGUUUUGCCCCCUCAGCACCGGCCACGCCAGCCCACCAGCCUGAAGGGGUCCGUUUAGAGGGGAUUUACUGGGAGAUCUCCAGCUCUUUUGGACCAGAAGAUCCCAGCAGCGGUGGACGUGCCGUGGGGCUCGACGUGGAAAAGUUGGUGAACUUUUCUUGGUCUUUUUUUGAGACCCGCUUCCUUCCAUUUGUUGCCCAAAAGGAGAAACAAAGUAGCCCAGUUAGUGCUGGAUUGGUGAACUUUGGUGGACUCCUUGCUCCAGGCGCCGUGCUCUUGCUCCUGGAUGCGGCUUUCGGAGCGGUCCAUGGCUGCAAGGCCCAGCUGACGGUACUCCAGCGCCAAAUCUCCAUUUUCGGUCCUUCCUUUCUUCAUUUUCUGGGACGAAUUCAUCUACAGAGCUCACCGACACCCCGCCAGCCAUGCAGCUCGCCUGGAGGAAUGUAGCUCCGCUGUGGAUUCUCCUCCUGGACUAUCUGCUGGGAUCAGUGGCUGAAGAAGAGGUUUUAAUGAACACGAAGACGGAAACGUCCGAUCUGAAGUGGACCACCUACUCCAGAACAAAGUCUGAGUCCCAGUGGGAGGAGGUGAGCGGUUUGGAUGAAGAGAACAACAGCGUUCGGACCUAUCAGAUCUGCCAGACGGACGGCUCCUCCAGCCAAUGGCUGCGCAGUAAGCUGAUCGAGCGGCGCGGAGCCUCGCAGGUUUACGUGGAGCUUCGCUUCACCAUGAUCGAGUGUUCGUCGCGCAGCACGCACCACCGCUCCUGCAAGGAGACCUUCAACCUGUUCUACUACCAGAGCGACACGGACGACGCCACGGCAACGCACCCCCAGUGGAUGGAGAACCCAUACGUCAAGGUGGACACAGUGGCGGCGGAUUUCCUGCUCCGUAAAGGUGGAGAGAAGAAGUUUAACGUGAAGACUCUGCGUCUGGGUCCCCUGACGAAGCGAGGCUUUUACCUGGCGUUCCAGGCUCAGGGCGCCUGCAUGGCCCUGCUGUCCGUGCGAGUGUUCUUUAAGAAAUGUCCGGCCGUCACCCGCUCUCUCUCCGUUUUCCCGGAGACCGUGCCACGUUCGCUGGUGCAGGAGGCCGUGGGCACGUGCGUGCCGAACGCAGAGCAGCCGGGGCCCCGCUCCCGCCCCCCGAAAAUGUUCUGCGGCGAGGACGGGCAGUGGGUGGAGCAGCCGAGCUCCAGCUGCACCUGCAGAGCCGGAUAUGAGGCCAGCGCUGGAGAGCUGGAAUGUAAAGCCUGUCCUGCUGGUCAGUUUAAGCUGGGUUCUGGUUCUGGUCCAUGUUCUCCGUGUCCAGAGUCCAGUCACACUGGAGAGACUGGAGCAGCGUCCUGUGUGUGUCGCCCCGGUUACCAUCGCGCCUUCACUGACAGCCUGGAUUCACCCUGCACACGCCCCCCCUCGGCCCCCCGCAGCCUGUUCCCUCAGAUUAAUGACACCUCUCUGACUCUGGAGUGGAGUGAGCCGGUGGACAGUGGCGGUCGCUCUGACCUGUCCUACAGCAUCCAGUGCAGCGUGUGCGUGUCCCCCGCCGGGCCCUGCACCGCCUGCGGAGAGGGAGUCAGUUACCGGCCCGCUCAGGCCGGCAUCCGAGGGCGACGGGUCAGCUUGUGGGGGCUCCGCCCACACACCACCUACACCUUCACCGUCCAGGCUCUGAACGGGGUUUCCGCACUCAGCCAGCAGGGGCCGGCCGGAGAGAGCAUCAACAUCACCACGGGCAGAAACGUUCCGGUGCUGGUGUCCGGUAUCAGCAAGAGGACAGCCACAGAGUCCAGCCUGACGCUACACUGGGCCGUUCCAGCACAGCCUCCCUACAGCAUCCUGCAGUACCAGCUCCGCUACUGCGAGAAGGAGCGCGGAGCGGACGAGCACGGGUGCCGUUACAAGGAGAGCAACAGCAAUCAGGUGGUUCUGAGUGACCUGCGGAGAGCCACGCAGUACGAGGUUCAGGUCCGAGCCCAAACUCAGGCCGGAUACAGCAGCUUCAGCCCGGCCAAGUCCUUCAGGACUCUCCCAGACGAAGAUGACUCUUCAUCCCCUCUCCUUGUUACCGGGGUUCUUAUCGCCAUGGGGAUGCUCCUCCUCAUCACUGUCAUCGGCAUCGCCAUCUACUGCAUCCGGAAGCAGAACCGACUGAAAGAUCCUGAACUGAGUGACAAAAACGAACAGUACCUGAUGGGCCAAGGAGUAAAGGUCUACAUCGAUCCCUUCACCUACGAGGACCCAAACGAAGCAGUGCGAGAAUUUGCCAAAGAGAUUGAUGUCUCCUGUGUGAAGAUUGAGGAGGUCAUUGGAGCAGGUGAGUUUGGUGAGGUGUGCCGAGGCCGGUUGCGGAUCCCCGGUAAGAAGGAGAACUACGUGGCCAUAAAGACCCUGAAGGGCGGCUACACGGACAAACAGAGGCGGGACUUCCUCUCCGAGGCGUCAAUCAUGGGUCAGUUUCAGCACCCCAACAUCAUCCACCUGGAGGGCAUCAUCACCGCCAGCUGCCCCGUCAUGAUCAUCACAGAGUUCAUGGAGAACGGCGCGCUCGACUCGUUCCUCAGGCUGAAUGAUGGUCAGUUCACUCCGAUCCAGUUGGUGGGAAUGCUGAGGGGAAUAGCGUCCGGUAUGAAGUACCUCUCCGAGAUGAGUUACGUCCAUCGCGAUUUGGCUGCGCGCAACAUCCUGGUCAACAGUAACCUGGUGUGUAAAGUGUCCGAUUUCGGCCUGUCACGAUUCCUGCAGGAGAACUCUUCUGACCCCACCUACACCAGCUCACUGGGUGGUAAGAUUCCGAUCCGCUGGACGGCUCCAGAGGCCAUUGCCUUCCGGAAGUUCACCUCCGCCUCAGACGUCUGGAGCUACGGCAUCGUGAUGUGGGAGGUGAUGUCGUUCGGAGAGCGGCCUUACUGGGACAUGAGCAACCAGGACGUAAUUAAUGCAAUAGAGCAGGAUUACCGCCUGCCCCCGCCCCCGGAGUGCCCCACCCACCUGCACCAGCUGAUGCUGGACUGCUGGCAGAAGGAGCGCACCGCCCGGCCGCGCUUCACCAACAUCGUCUCCGCCCUCGACAAGCUGAUCCGAAACCCCGCCUCCCUCAAAAUCACCGCCCAGGACGGAGCAGGUCCAUCCCACCCCCUGCUGGACCAGCGCUCCCCCCCCACCCCGGCCUCCUGCGGCUCGGUGGGUGAAUGGCUGCGGGCAAUAAAGAUGGAGCGCUACGAGGAGAGUUUCCUGCAGGCCGGCUACACCUCCGUCCAGCUGCUGGCACACCUCAACACAGAGGACCUUCUGCGAUUGGGCGUCACUCUGGCCGGCCAUCAGAAGAAAAUCCUGUCCAGCAUUCAAGCUCUUAGGGUUCAGAACAAAAGUCCCAAUAACAUUCUGUACUGACCACACACACAAAUAAAGACACGUCACACACACGCAGAAUAAACACACACACACACACACACACACACACGUACAGAGCAAACAAACACAAACACAUCUCAAGACUUGACUGGAGAAGCUCUUCCUGUGACCUGACCAAUCAGGAACUCCCGUCUGCCGCCAACUUCCAAUAGACCGGGAGUUUGUGUUUGAGUGGCCAAUCGGAGAAUUUGUGGUGCUUUAGGAGUCAUUCCUGUUAUUGGCCGAGGAUGCCGACAUUGGACCUGAGUGGCAUCCGAGCAUGUCUACGAGGACAGAGACUGUGCCAAGCGAGGACAUUAAAGUUGUCUUGUCAGACAAUGCUACUGCUAACGUCGCGAAAAAGGGAAACGGAGAAAUGUCAGGUGCCAAUCCGAGGACCACACAGCGCGUGUGACGUUUUCAAGAGAGUAUUUUUCUAACGGAUUGUAUUAUCUGGGAAAAGACUGAGGAGACACAGCAGCAGAGGAGGACACAACUGCUCAGGAGGAGGAACGUGAACUUGCUACGGCGUCGUAUUGCGGACAAGCCCCGUCAGGAAAUAAUCUGAUUGUAAUCUGUGAUUUAUUUUCUUUUUUUCAUCCUGUCUGUCUGAGCACGCAAAGUGUGCGUAUGUGUAAGAACGUUGACUGAAUGACUGUACCAUGCUCCCACGUUCUGGUGAGGACGUGCUGGAAGGAUCCGCUGUUUUACUUUGCUUUUAGAUGAGCGUGUUAACUAGCAGAGCAUCAACCGGGCCUGUACUGUAUUAGCACUUGUUCGUACACUGCCUGUCAAACGUUCGAGGACACCGAACUUUUUUUAAAACUGUUUUUUAAACACAGAUGAACAUGAUGUCUUUGUCAGUUUGCCAAAAAAAAAAAAACAUAAUAAAUAGAAAGCUCUUUAGAUUUUGCCCUUUUUUCUCUGUUGAAAAUGGCGCUUUUUAUCUCGGACCUUGCAGGUUUUGCUCCACGCUUGGGCCAACCGAGCUUCAAUAUGAGCAUUUGGCAACAGUUUGGAGAAUAAAACCGUCCCAUCAUACCAAGGAAGACGAAGCUGAGUGUGGGAGCAGGUGUUUAGCACAUAACCGCAGCUAUUUUUUGUACUUAUUCUGUUACUUAACUGAAAACUAACCAUGAAAAUCAAACAGAAAGUUUGAAAAGAAGUCCAGGGUGUCUCCAAACUUUUGACGGGCAGCGUAUUUCUAAGAGAAUGGCAUUUCAUUCAGGCAUAGAGGCAACCAGUCAGUGAACGGUCAGUGUUGCGUUAAUAGCCGCUAUGUACACACGCAUACAUGCAUUCAGAGCAGCUGACACUUGACUGACAGAAAGAGAGAAGAAAACAAGGCCCAGUUCGUAAACGAAGGGUGAUUACUCUUUCCAGAACAGCUGGGAUUGAGUUGUUGGACUGGAUGCUAUGGUGCUAAUUAUGCUAAAGGAAUAGUUGUGCUAAUAUUCCAACUUACAUGGUAUCAACCUCAAAUGUAGUCAAUCAGUCCAAGACAAGCUUGGUUUUUAAGUCUUAGCACUGGAGCUAAUGUGGCUACUAGGAUGUGGAUAAUCAGACAAACCUGCAAUCAAGAAUGCGACCCAUUAAAACUGCAUUGCGUUUUAUGUGAACAAGGACUUAAAGGCGAUAUAGUCAACAUUUUAAACAUUAAUACAGCAGCAAACAACUUUUUCCUAUGUAAAGACAUGGUGGAGUAACAGCGUCCUGAGCAGAGAGUGAAGCCACGCCCCCUCUGUGUGAGCUGGCCAUUCCGGCCGCGUGUGCGCCCGGAAUGUUAGUCCCGCCCUGUGAAAGUGCCAGCCCUCAACACGUUUGUUGUGCAUGCGAACUAAGGCAGAACAGGAAAAUACAAACGAGUAGCUGGCGAAAAAGAAGCCGAAGCUGCACUGAGAGUAGAAAAGCCUGAAAACGGAUGAGGAGGCUGCUCCUUCUGCUGUUUAAUAGUGAGUAUUGUUUUGUCCCGUCUGCGAAUGCACCUGGUUAGCUUCACAACGGAAACGGUAGUGACUGUUUUCUAACCCACAUCCGCGUUAUUGUUCACUCGAACGUGAGUUCAUGGUGUUUGUGUGUACGAGGCUUGCGAAGGGUUUUAUGGCCACAAAGAUCUAAAAGGGAGGCGGAGUUUCUGGAGGAGCACUGAAGGGGGGGGGGUGUUUAUUUUGCUAUUGAGUUCAAGUAUCGACAGUCGUUCUCCAGACUCACACAUUGCUCUGUUAAACGUUAUCGAAUGAAAAAACUCAGGUAAUGUGAUGUUAUGACAACAGGCUAACGCAGUGAACUUAGUUACACUUACCACACAUUAUUAGCCAAAGUCAGCAAACAUAUAUGGACUAAAUGGAGGUAACCUGAAGUUUUUAUUCGUAGUUUGAUCAACUAUCAAGGUAAACUGCAGCUUUUCAUCAUGGGACCAACUACAUAUGCUAACCACUAGCUACCAAACACUCUCCCGGAAGGAUCUUUCUCACAGAAAUCGCUAUUAAAGCUCGAGCAAACGCUGAACGCUCUCUCUAGAGACUGAAGCCUGGGUCACACUAUAGGACUUCUACCCCGACUUUAGCCCCGAUUCUCAGUCUGAGUGAGGUGGUCGGCUCCAGGCUGCAGAUUUUUGGGUCAGUCAGAGUCGACAGUUGGAGAGAGAGUCCAGUCGUGUUUGAAUUGUUUAUCCAACAUGACUCUAAAAUCUAUUGUAAACUAGUCCAACGACUCAAUCUGAAGGCAUUCCUGCAACAGCCAAUGAAAUAUGAGAGCACGUAAACAAAGUACAAUGGCGAAAAAAGUCUCUCACGUGAGGAGCGAAGUUUUUAAACGAGCCAAGUUUAAGAUUGUAAGAUUGAAUCAAGUUUCCCUGCUGCUUCUUUACUGUCUCAGCGCAGACAGCAGAGAAAACAGCAGCAGCAGCAGCUCAUGUUUGUUUAUUUGCGUCUCCUAGUAACGGGAGAACGCGAGAGUUUGCGCGAGUUCGGUGAGCUCCGUUCGUGAGACACCGAUCCUUUUACAAUCUGUUAAUACUUCAAAAGUUACGUAGUGAGAUCAAGGCUUAAGAUGCGUUUGGGACACUGGGCCCACAUUCGUAGGCCACAGCUGGAAGACUCCAUCCAAGAGAAGCAGCACAGAGUCAGCUCAGCCUAGCUCAGCUUAGCACUGUGUCAUGUGGCUAAAUCUUCCCGCUGUGUUUAAGGUGGUUUAAUCUCUGCUGUAUCCGUUUAUCAGUGGCUCUGGCGCUGUUGUUUAAAAUGAAGCGAGUCGAGAGUCCGAAUAUUUGGCGGUUAACAGUUCAUCGCUUAAUCAGUAACAUCCCUACAAGCUUAUGCUAAUUAGCCCAGCAGUAGGCCUCAUGCAGACUGCAUGCACUGACCUCAAACCGCGUCCAGCUGCAGAAUAAGCUCGAGUCGGACUGACUGUGUGGUUUCUAACACUUUAAGACACACUGGUACCCAUGAAGAUGGACCACAGCUCCAGUGCUAGAGCUACAGAAGCGGCCUUAUCUCGGCUGAUCGAGUACGUUUGGAGUAAAAGCUGAAAUGAGGUGUUUUUUUAAACAUUUUCUGCCAAACCGUUUCCUUUCCAGCUCAGUGCUCAUGCAGAUUUCAUCACGUGGACCACAGGGUUCAGAAACCUGACCGCUUCAGUGAACUUUGACCCAAAGUCUGGGACUGUGGUUAGAGGACGAGUUUUGGUCUUCACAUUGGAGAUCUAUAAUUACAAAGCAGGGAGAUGACGAUGAUUAUUAUUGUUAUUAUUAUUAUUAUUAUUCUGUUGCCUUUCUUUUGAUGUAUAGAAAUCUCUGGCUUUAUGUAAAUGAGUUUUAAUUCUUUUCUGUGUCAGUGUAAUCUGUGUUUACUUCACAAUAAAGAUUUACACCACCA